AUGAAGAAUAUACACCUGAGGCUAUUGCCGGACAAAUUAGCAUGGAAGUGGAAAAACUUUUGGUACAUAGUGAUACCAAGGAAAAGCCAUUUUCUGCUGAAGGUGACCAGUUUUACAGGGUAGAAAGUACAAAAGAUCGGAAAUUUGAUGAGUUGGAUAUUGAAGAUUCCAAGUACACUGAGGUGGUGUUUAUUGUUGGAAGAAUUACUAUAUCACCUGGCCCUCAGCAUCCUCCUCUACCUCCUGUGAAGCCUACACAAAUGCGAAGAAAACCUCUGCCUCCAAACACCGUGACUGGUAAACCAGGGAGUCCAGUGAAUGACUUGUUGCCACAAGUUGCUCCUUCUGUCACUAUAGCUAAACCUGCUGGACCAACACCACCUGUGAGGACAGGAACAUCACAUAAGACACCAACAGCUUUUGCAACUCCAGAGUAUUAUGUUGAUGCAACUGUCUUCAGUUCAAGUCCUACAUCAGAAACAGAUUCUUCAGGCAAACCGAGGUACCAAGCCCCCCAUGUCAAGUACAUGAAGAAAGAUGAUGAUGUGCCUUGCUCUAUCACAAGCUCUCUUGAACAUUUUCCUCAAGAAGAAGCUGGCAGCAAGGAAGAACCUACUCGUCCUCCACAAAAUCCUCCAACCAACCUCACAGUGGUGACUGUUGAAGGCUGUCCAACUUUUGUCAUAUUGGACUGGGAAAAACCAGACAAUGACACUGUUACUGAGUAUGAGGUUGUGUCAACUGAAAAUGGAGCAAGUGAUGGUGAAAAGGAGAAAUCGAUUAUCACUACAAAUCAAACCCAUUCUACUGUGGAAAACCUAAAACCUGACACAAGUUAUGAAUUCCACGUGAAACCUAGAAACCCUCUUGGUGAAGGUCCAAGCAGCAACACUGUGACAUUCAAUACUGAAUCGGCGGACCCAAGAGUGAGUGAGCCAAUUUCAAUGGGAAAGGAUGCUAUCUGGACUGAAAUCCCAUUCAGUUCAGACACCUAUUCAGAAUGCAAAGGGAGACAAUAUGUAAAGCGGACUUGGUAUAAGAAGUUUGUAGGUGUGCAGCUGUGUAAUUCUUUGAGAUACAAGAUAUACCUCAGUGAUUCACUUACAGGAAAAUUUUAUAACAUAGGAGACCAGAGGGGCCAUGGAGAAGAUCACUGCCAAUUUGUAGACUCUUUCUUAGAUGGAAGGACAGGACAGCAAGAAGAUCUACCAGUCAAAGACGGAUUUUUCAGGGCAGUUCGUCAAGAACCCGUCAAAUUUGGAAAAAUAGGUGGGGAGACUCACAUUAACUACGUUCGCUGGUACGAGUGUGGCACAUCAAUUCCUGGAAAGUGGUAG
Mesitornis unicolor (brown roatelo) is the source of this 1337-nucleotide messenger RNA. Its product is annotated as target of Nesh-SH3-like. The record is from RefSeq and is a predicted model, not a curated record. Gene Ontology annotation, molecular function: protein binding. The transcript is spliced from 12 exons. Lineage: Eukaryota; Metazoa; Chordata; Aves; Mesitornithiformes; Mesitornithidae. The annotation marks the transcript as partial. Gene Ontology annotation, biological process: positive regulation of cell-substrate adhesion; extracellular matrix organization.